AUGUCCGAUCCAAGCUCGAUAAAUGGUGGUAUAGUUGUGGCAAUGGCCGGUAAGGAUUGUGUGGCCAUCGCCUCAGAUCUUCGUCUAGGGAGUCAGUCUCUUGGUGUUUCCAACAAAUUUGAGAAGAUAUUUCAUUAUGGACACGUCUUUCUCGGUAUCACAGGGUUAGCCACCGAUGUGACGACAUUGAGUGAGACAUUUCGUUACAAGACGAAUUUAUACAAGCUGAGGGAGGACAGACCGAUUGAGCCAGAGACGUUCACACAAUUGGUUUCUAGCACUCUGUAUGAGAGGCGGUUUGGGCCAUAUUUUGUAGGGCCUGUAGUGGCGGGCAUCAAUUCUAAGACUGAGAAGCCUUUCAUCGCAGGGUUCGACUUGAUCGGUUGUAUUGACGAAGCCAAAGACUUCAUCGUAAGCGGAACUGCUUCUGACCAACUAUUUGGUAUGUGUGAAUCCCUGUACGAGCCUAAUUUAGAGGCAGAAGAUCUUUUUGAAACCAUAAGUCAGGCACUUCUAAACGCAGCAGAUCGUGAUGCACUUUCAGGUUGGGGUGCCGUAGUGUACAUUAUAAAGAAGGAUAAGGUGGUAAAAAGAUACUUGAAGACAAGACAAGAUUGA
Molecule: messenger RNA, 618 nt
Organism: Torulaspora delbrueckii
Lineage: Eukaryota; Fungi; Ascomycota; Saccharomycetes; Saccharomycetales; Saccharomycetaceae
Gene: PUP3
Product: proteasome core particle subunit beta 3
Exons: 1
Coding region: 1-618 (205 amino acids)
Biological process (GO): proteasome-mediated ubiquitin-dependent protein catabolic process
Cellular component (GO): proteasome core complex; proteasome core complex, beta-subunit complex
Source: RefSeq, a predicted model, not a curated record